AAGUUGGACGUCAUUCGAGAAUUCCAAGUGAUCAACGGAACUGUGAAGAUGAGGCAACGCGGGCUGGCAACCAAACUCUUCUCACGUGUCGUAGCAGCCACCAAGGGACAGCCCGCGCACUACCAAGUGGCAGUAGAAGCCGCUCCAUAUCGGACCGCAGCGCAGACGCAGACCAGACAAGCUCUGCGGUCGUUGACGGUCGUUCCAGACUCCAGCAACUCUACGUCUCAUAGAUUCGCAGCUAUUGUCGGGGUCACAGCACUUGCUGGAGCGACGGGGCUCACUGUGGACGCAGCGGAAUCAGAGGCAAUUCCGGACAAAAAGCAGGGAAAGGUUAUGCGCUUUUGUCGAGAAUUUGGUGCAGUGACACAUUGCUGAAUUGAUCUUUUAUGCUGUGUUUGCAGCGCUUUGAGUACGCUGAAGCGGUGGACACCAUUCGCCAACAAGUGUCAGAAUUCCGCACGACACUCAAGAGUUCCGAGACUCGUAUUCCUAAGGCUUUCCCCAUCAAGAAGAUCGGGAUUUCCAGAAUCCACGCUCCCAAUGGCGUGUCGACGAUCCGGAUUGAGUUUGCGUGCCCGACCUUCGUUGACCGUGAAGCGAUCCUCGGUCGGUUCUUGCUACAGUUACAGAACGCAUCAAUACCGGGUUCUCGCCAGGCAGUCGAGGUGAUGCCGGCCCCGGAAAGCUCAACGAAGAAGUCGGUUGUGGAAUCUUAUCACCAACCUGCUGUGACUUACUUGUACGGUAAUGGCUCUGGAUCGUUCCAGUUUUUGCGCGAUACAUCAUCGUUGCAAGCGACUUCAAAGUUUGUUUUCUACAAGGAUGAGUACCUCACGCAAGGCGAGAUCGACGCCGUUGUCGGUGCCUACAAGGAGAUUUAUUCGUUUGCAAACGUGGAGGCGUUCUUCCGUCAUGAAAUGGAACAACGCCGUAGAAACGCACUUUUUGGACGCGGUAGAAACGCGACUGCUGCCACUGUCGCCCCACCUGAUAGCAAGGAAGAGGCGAUCCAGCAGCUACAAGGUCUUGGAAUUGAUGUGUUUGAGCCAACGCAGAACGAAAACAGUUUAACUUGGGAUAGCUUGGCUGGGUACGAGAAAGUAAAGCUGGAAAUUGAAGACACUGUAGUGCUAGCGCUUCAGAAUCCAGAGCUGUACGAGCGUAUUGCUCGUAAAACCCGAUGCCGUUAUGAGAGCAAUCGUCCCCGUGCCGUGCUUUUCGAAGGUCCUCCAGGUACCGGCAAGACUCUAAGCGCACGAAUCAUUGCACAGCAAGCAGGAAUCCCCAUGAUCCAUAUCCCUAUCGAGAGCGUUGUAUCCAAGUGGUAUGGUGACAGUGAGAAGAAAAUGUCGGCAAUCUUUGAUGCCUGUGAAAAGCUGGAUGGCGCCAUCAUUUUCAUCGACGAAAUUGAUGCACUUGCUGGAGAUCGUUCUGGCGGUACAAUGCAUGAAGCCUCGCGCCGUAUUUUGUCCGUUCUUCUCCAAAAGGUGGAAGGCUUUGCAUCUGCCAAGAAGACGACCGUCGUGUGCGCCACCAACCGGAAACAAGACCUGGAUGCUGCGCUGAUCAGUCGUUUUGAUCUUUCCAUUCGCUACAACCUCCCUGAUGAGAAGACUCGUCGUGCAGUGUUUGGCCGCUAUGCUAGGCAGCUCUCAGAAGAAGAACUUUCGCAGUUGGCCGCUGUGUCAUCUCAACUUUCGUGUCGAGAUAUUAAAGAGGUAGGCUAGGUUGAUGAUACUGUAACGUGCGUGGUCACUUAUUUGCCGUUCUGGAUGCUCGAAUAGAUUUGUGAAUAUGCAGAGCGCAAGUGGGCCUCGAAAGUCCUGAAGAAGGAAGAGACGACAGAAUUGCCAACGCUGCAGACCUACAUGGAAGCUGUGAAGAUUCACAUGGGUGGUAUCUCCAGUCACGGUCAUCGUCCAGACGUGUACGAAGCAUAAAUGAUGUAUAUCAUGCUGAACGUUGCUUGGCGCCGUGCUUAGCCACCGUCCAAUCAUUAUUCGAUUAAGGCCGACUUUGUGCUCUUCCUUAAAAGCUCCUGGUAUUGCUGGUUGAGCUCAUUGCCCAAUCUUUCCACAAGUGGCUCACUGCGUUCUAUUGAGCAAUACGCAUGGGUAAGUCGUCUUGAGUAAACGAGGAAUCGUGAGUGCCACCUACGCAGUAUCAUUUGAGCAAUUUUCAUAAACUUGAGAGCUUCUUCAUUGUCGUUCCCGCGGUGAUAGAGCACGCCCUUAAUGCACGCUGUUUAGCAAAACAAUUGAAGCUACUACUAAAGUAAUUUGUAGUACGUACGAUGUUCCACGCUUUCGCGACAAACCACUCCAUUUCGAGCUCAGGAAACGCUACGUCCAAAUUAUCGAGCAACUGAAGUACAUGCUCGAACCACUCGUGUGCUUUUGUCUUCGAUUCCGCCAGUGUAAUAAGCCGUCGCAGCAAAUAGCACAGCGUGUUUGAGUCGGGUGUCCUCGCUUGGAUCAGCAGUUGAAGCCUGCAAAUAUUUGGAUACACUUAUUCUCAUCAUCACAUCUACGAAACACACAUACAUGUAGGUCAUACCCGUAGCUAAAAACUUGUCCUGCUAGGAACCGAUAGCUGUCUAGAACCUGUCCAAGUAAAAGGUAUGAGGGUGACGUUUGUCAUGUUGACCUGAACAAGUUUUACUUACCUCUGACGCUUCAUUGAACUUAGUCGCAUACAGCACCAACUCUACUCGAC
Phytophthora nicotianae INRA-310 is the source of this 2718-nucleotide messenger RNA. RefSeq lists its product as hypothetical. The transcript is spliced from 6 exons. Gene Ontology annotation, cellular component: proteasome regulatory particle, base subcomplex. Gene Ontology annotation, biological process: proteasome-mediated ubiquitin-dependent protein catabolic process. Bases 390 to 1730 code for a protein of 446 amino acids. The record is from RefSeq and is a predicted model, not a curated record. NCBI's taxonomy places the organism in Eukaryota, Oomycota, Peronosporomycetes, Peronosporales, Peronosporaceae. Gene Ontology annotation, molecular function: ATP hydrolysis activity; proteasome-activating activity; ATP binding.